AUUUUUUUUUUUUAUUAAAAUUAAAUGUAACAAAGAUGAUAAACAAAUAAACCUAAUAGUUUUUUCAAAUAUUAAAUUCAUCUAUAUAUAGUGAAUCGCAUUACUAAGCAUGUUAAUUGAUAAUAGUUUAAAACUUUCUAUAUUUAUUUGUAUAUUUUUUGUAUUUUCGUGUGAUUUGAUUCCACGGGUUAAAAGUGUAAGAAUACUUGCCAUUUUGCCCGUAGCAGGCAAAAGUCAUUGGAAUGUGUGGAAAAUUAUACUUCAGUCGCUAGUAGAUAAUGGCCAUAAUGUAAUUGCAUUUACGCCAUUUCUAAUGGAUAUUCUAUUAAAUUAUACUGAAAUUGAUAUGACUAAUGUACUACCUUCAACAAUUGGAAAAGGUGUAAGUCACUGGAAAUUCACUAGUGCUAUACUUCAAUCAUUGACGGAACGUGGCCAUUAUGUCACUGUAUUUACCCCGUUUUUAAAUGGUAACCGAGAAAAUUAUGUGGAAAUAGAUUUAUCUAAAAUUAUUGAAUCAAAAACAAAUAUGAGUGCUAUGACUAUACUUGAACAUUUAAGAAAUCCAUAUCAUGUUAUACCACAAAUGCAUAAAUUAAGUAAAAAAAAUUGCGAAUUAAUCUUUAAGUAUGACCAAAUGCAACAAAUUUUGUUAUCGGGUUCAAAAUCGAUGUAUGAUGUUGUUAUAAUCGAAUAUUUUUAUUCGGAAUGUAUUGGACAGAUUGCUUCUGAGUUGGAUAUCCCAUUAAUUUAUACAAAUCCUACUUCAGGUAUCAGUUUUAUGGAACCAAAAAUAAUAGGCUAUGAAUAUAGUCCAGCUUACGUUGGACACAUACUACUACAUCCUUCACCAUCAAAAUCUUAUUCUCAGCGUUUUGCUAACUUUAUUUUGCAUAUUUUUGAUAUAAUUUGGGAACUCUAUGAAGAUAUUACUCGAAAAAAUAAAAUUAUAGGUAAAAGAAAGAACUUUAAAUCUGUGAAGCCAUCUAUAAUAUUUCAGAAUAAGCAUUACAUCACUGAACCAUCACGACCAUAUCCGCAAAAUCUCAUACAAUUAGGUGGUAUUCAUUUGAACUCACCUAGUUAUAUUCCUAGUGAUAUUUUAGAGUUCAUUGAAAAUUCACCACAUGGAGUGAUCUUAUUUACUUUUGGAUCUGUAGCCACGAUGUCUACUUUACCAGAUCACAUUCAAAAUGCAUUUAAAAAAGCUGUUGCCAGAUUACCUCAACGUGUUUUAUGGAAGUAUGAGUGUGAAAUGGAAGAUAAACCGGACAAUGUUAUGACAAAAAAGUGGUUUCCACAACGCGAUAUUCUUUUACAUCCGAAAGUCAAAUUGUUCAUUAGCCAUGGUGGCAUAUCAGGAGUAUAUGAAACUGUUGAUGCUGGUGUUCCAGUACUUGGAUUCCCUUUGUUCUAUGAUCAACCAAGAAAUAUUGAAAACCUGGUAGAGGCCGGUAUGGCAAUGUCCAUGGAUUUAGUUACAGUCACUGAAGAAUCAUUUUUCAAAUCGGUCAUGGAGCUUAUAAAUAACAAUAGGUAUACUGAAAAUGCUAAAAUUGCAUCUGAAAGAUUCAAAGACAGACCAAUGUCUCCUGCGGAUUUAGUAGUUUAUUGGACCGAGUACGUUAUACGCCAUAAAGGUGCUCCACAUCUUAAAUCACCUGCUCUCGAAUUAACUUGGUAUCAAUAUUACUUGUUGGAUGUUAUGGGUGCCAUAAUAUUAGGAAUUUUAAUAGCUUUAUUUAUUAUAAGCAAAACAUUAAGGAUUAUUCGUAGUCUAUUAUUAAAAAAUCUAAUUAAUAGUAAGAAAAAAUCAGAAUGUUUAGAAUACGAUAUAUGCAGCAUGUCAGUUAGUUUAAAUUACUUUUUAACGUCACUAUAUAUCAUAGUUGUAGUUAUUUUAAAUUCUGUAUCUCAAGGAAAAUGCGAACGAAUACUUGCUUUAGAACCAGUGGCAGGAAAGAGUCACUGGAACUUUGUUCGAUCAGUUUUACGGACAUUGACAGACCGAGGACACAAUGUUACAGUUUUUACACCAUAUCCAGAAGGUAAUCGGGAUUUCUAUACUGAAAUUGACUUUUCUAAUGUGUUACCUGAUACUGUCGGGCAUAACAUAAUGCCACUUCUUGAACAUCUACAAAAUCACAACAAAUUGUCAGUUCCAAUUCUUCCGUCAGUAAUAAAUCACUCACGAUCUAUGUGUAAACAAAUUUACAAUGAUGAACGCAUGAAAAAUGUUUUGCAGUCGGGUCGACAAAAUUUUGACAUAGUGUUAAUAGAAUAUUUAUGCUCAGAGUGCGUAUCAUAUUUAGCAACUGUACUCAAAUUACCUAUGAUACAUGUAGUGACAUCUUCUAUUGUCCACCCGACAGAAUGGUCUCUUUUUAAACACAUGUCCAAUCCAUCAGUAACCACCCACUUGCUAGACGAUUCGGGUACUCCUAAAAGUUUCAUUGAUCGCUUUUGGAGUUUUCUAUUUCACGUUUAUGCUAAGUACUUAUUCAGCAAAACAGAAUGGAAACUUAAAAGGGAAAACCUUGAAGUUUUUGAUACUGUAGACUUAGUCAAACCUUUACUAACAUUUUAUAAUACACAUUAUGUAACAGAACCAUCUAGAACUUGGCCCACAAAUGUCAUACAAAUUGGUGGCUUGCAUUUGAGUUCUCCCAAAACUAUACCAGAUGAUAUUUUGAAAUUCAUUGAAGAAUCGCCUCAUGGAGUUAUAUAUUUUACAUUUGGUUCAGUGGUUUCUAUGUCUACAUUACCAGAUUAUAUCCAAAAUGCUUUCAAAGAAGCACUGUCUCAAAUUCCUCAGAGAGUUUUAUGGAAAUAUGAAAGAGAAAUGAAAAACAAACCUGCUAACGUAAUGACAAAAAAAUGGUUCCCACAACGUGACAUUCUCUUACAUCCAAAUAUUAAGCUUUUUAUUAGCCAUGGAGGAAUUUCUGGAGUGUACGAAGCAGUGGAUGCUGGUGUACCAGUUUUAGGGUUUCCAUUAUUUUAUGAUCAACCAAGAAACAUUCAAAAUUUGGUAGAACAUGGGAUGGCAUUGUCAAUGGAUUUGUUUGCUGUAUCUACAAAAUCAUUUUACAAUGCCGUUAGUGAGCUUAUAAAUAACAAAAAAUACUCUGAGAACGCCAAAAUUACAGCUGAAAGAUUUAAAGACAGACCAAUGUCUCCAGCCGAUUCUGUAAUAUAUUGGACUGAAUAUGUUAUUCGGCAUAAAGGUGCACCACCUCAUUUAAAAUCUCCUGCCCUCAACUUAACGUGGUACCAAUAUUUGUUAAUAGAUAUAAUUUCAGUGAUUAUUUUAGGGUUAUCAAUUAUAUUUUAUAUUUUAUACAAAGUAUUUACGAUUACUAAUAGACUAGUAUUAAAAAAAUCUAUGCAUAUGCUACGAUAUUUUUUAUAUAAUAAAAAUAAAUCUGAUUGAACUUAAAAUUUGUAAAUAAAAAUUUAGCUCUAAAUGAACAUAUUUCAUACUGUUAUAAUAAUAUUAUUACUAUUUACUACGACAUAAAUGUUAAACAGGAUACAUUUUUUGUCAUUA
Daktulosphaira vitifoliae (grape phylloxera) is the source of this 3550-nucleotide messenger RNA. RefSeq lists its product as uncharacterized. Bases 110 to 3433 code for a protein of 1107 amino acids. The record is from RefSeq and is a predicted model, not a curated record. Gene Ontology annotation, molecular function: UDP-glycosyltransferase activity. Lineage: Eukaryota; Metazoa; Arthropoda; Insecta; Hemiptera; Phylloxeridae. The transcript is spliced from 9 exons.